Messenger RNA from Rhineura floridana, 2232 nucleotides. RefSeq names its product corticotropin releasing hormone receptor 1 (gene CRHR1). Gene Ontology annotation, biological process: adenylate cyclase-activating G protein-coupled receptor signaling pathway; cell surface receptor signaling pathway. NCBI's taxonomy places the organism in Eukaryota, Metazoa, Chordata, Lepidosauria, Squamata, Rhineuridae. The coding region runs from base 30 to 1301 and encodes 423 amino acids. The transcript has 13 exons. The record is from RefSeq and is a predicted model, not a curated record. Gene Ontology annotation, cellular component: neuron projection; plasma membrane. Gene Ontology annotation, molecular function: corticotrophin-releasing factor receptor activity; G protein-coupled peptide receptor activity; corticotropin-releasing hormone binding.
CUCCCGGUGCCUGGACGGAAAGGCACGACAUGAUCUGCAGAGCGAUGGAACCCCGGAGGAGGGUGAUGCAGCCUCUCCUUCUCAAACAGGUUAUUCUCUUCGGGAUCAACUUAGCUGCAGCUUCCAUCAAGGAUGAACAGUGCGAGAAACUUUCUCCAGCUACUAAUGUCACCGGUCCCCAAUGCUAUUCCUUAGUGGAUCUGAUAGGGACAUGUUGGCCUCGCAGUGCUGCCGGGCAGCUGGUGGCCCGCCCCUGUCCUGAGUAUUUUUUUGGAGUGCGAUACAACACUUCAAACAAUGUGUACAGAGAAUGCUUUGCAAAUGGGAGCUGGGCAACCCGUAUGAAUUAUUCCCAGUGUCAGGAGAUCCUCACUGAGGAGAAGAGAAGCAAGUUGCACUAUCGUGUCGCUGUCAUCAUCAACUACCUCGGGCACUGCAUUUCCCUGGCAGCACUGAUAGCUGCAUUUGUCCUCUUCAUGCGCUUGAGGAGUAUCCGGUGCCUGCGAAAUAUUAUCCACUGGAACUUGAUCACUGCCUUCAUUUUGAGGAAUGCCACAUGGUUUGUGGUCCAGCUCACCAUGAAUCCAGAAGUGCAUGAAAGCAACGUGCCCUGGUGCCGUCUCGUCACAGCUGCCUACAACUACUUCCACGUCACCAAUUUCUUCUGGAUGUUUGGCGAGGGCUGUUACCUUCACACAGCCAUUGUCCUCACUUAUUCGACCGACAAGUUGCGGAAAUGGAUGUUCAUUUGCAUCGGCUGGUGCAUCCCUUUCCCUAUCAUCAUUGCUUGGGCCAUUGGGAAACUCUACUAUGACAACGAGAAGUGCUGGUUUGGAAAGCGUGCAGGGAUUUACACUGACUACAUCUACCAAGGUCCUAUGAUACUGGUGCUUUUGAUCAACUUUAUCUUUUUAUUCAAUAUUGUCAGAAUCCUGAUGACAAAGCUUCGGGCCUCGACCACCUCAGAGACGAUACAGUACAGAAAAGCUGUGAAGGCCACCCUUGUGCUCCUUCCUUUACUGGGCAUUACCUACAUGCUUUUCUUUGUCAACCCUGGUGAAGAUGAAAUAUCCCAGGUAGUCUUCAUCUACUUCAACUCUGUCUUGGAAUCCUUCCAGGGCUUUUUUGUCUCCGUUUUCUACUGCUUCCUGAACAGCGAGGUCCGCUCUGCGGUACGGAAAAGAUGGCACCGGUGGCAGGACAAACACUCCAUCCGUGCCCGCGUAGCCAGGGCCAUGUCCAUCCCCACCUCUCCAACACGCGUCAGCUUCCACAGCAUCAAGCAGUCAACGCCUCUUUGAGGCUGCUCCAAACCAUGGAGCUGAUACUUUAGUAAAGUUGUGGGGGACAGGGCAUGACUUGGCAGUCGCAAAGACAGGAUUUUCAUUCCCCCAGAGUUCUGGCUCAGGAAAGUUCUCAGAGAUUGCUGUCCACAUUAUGUUGGCCUCUUUAUGUGAGAGAUCACUUGCAUUGGAAGCAAAUGUUUUGUAUGGCCAGAACUGCAAGUCUUUGAAGGAUCCAGUGGCUCUGAAACAACAGGAAGGCCAAGGCCUUCAACCCCAACAUUUAUUCCUUAGAAAGUGUGGCUUACAUCACUUCCUCGUGCCAUUUGGAGCUCUUUGCUCUCUUUGCUUAUAGGUCCGGGAAAGGCUAUCAAAUCACUGUGGAAAGAGCAGAGGGGUGGAUGGUUCACUUUCCCGAGUACAAAACCUGGGAUGUCAAAUAAUUCCCCACAGGCGUUGGUUGACAAGCAAAACCAAAGGAAGAUAUUCUUUUUAGAGCAGCAAGACCAAACUUGGGAACUCCUUGCUACAAGAUGCUGAGAUGGCUAUUAGCAUAAAUGCCUUUUUAAAAAGAUCUGAAGGAUUUGUGAAGGACAGAUGUGGCUAAUAUCCAAUAAAAAGCCAAAAGCAUAAAUUCCAUAUUCGGUGCUGCUGCCUACCUGAUCCUGGGGAUUAAAAAGAGCAGGCAGACAUCCCCAUCACGCCUGUCUGUGAACUUCCUUAGGACAUCUCUGUGACUGAUGCUCAGAAUCCUGAGUGGGAGCCUGCAGUACCAUUCCCGUGUCCUUGCUCAUUCAUUCCAGCAGCAGCAGGUGCUGCUGCUGCUGCUGCCAAAACAGAAGCUGAAGCCUUUGGAAUCCUCUGCCUCAGCAAGGCAACCCACCCACCCAGUAACUCCAUGAUCCACUCAAUAGUUGUUUGGGUUUCACCAAAUUUCUCCUGUGGAAAU